This is a messenger RNA of Cydia pomonella (codling moth), 1763 nucleotides long. Its product is annotated as neuropeptide-like protein 30. The transcript has 3 exons. The record is from RefSeq and is a predicted model, not a curated record. Lineage: Eukaryota; Metazoa; Arthropoda; Insecta; Lepidoptera; Tortricidae. Bases 944 to 1237 code for a protein of 97 amino acids.
UUGUUUAGUUACAUAUUGAUAUUAUACGUAUAAACAAACUAUAUUAAACUAAACUACGUGAAUAACAUACGUAUUUAAAAAUCUAUAAUAUCUAAUUCUAAAAGGCCGUGACAGGAUAAGGGAAAGGGAACAUCUUGUGCCAUAAUAGCUUUUCGGUCUGUUUUUUUCCUGAGGAUGUGUCACGUCAUUAUCAAGUGCUAUAUAUACUGAAUUUCAGCAUUCGCCUCUUGUUAUUUUUGAAUAAAUUUUUUUAAAAUGAAUUUUCAUGAAUAUUUCCAUUUGAAUGGAACGAAUUCUUUUGUGCUUUACACGUGUGCUGCCCUUAGUUGAGACCCGCAAUAAGUAUGUCAUUAUAAACAGGUUAAGACUGCACAAUAUAAAAUAAGUUUUUGGCAAAUAUUUCAUUUUUGGUACAAGCUUUUAUCAAUGAAUGUACUUUUCUUUCCACACGCAACUAAUACUUGCAAGAUUUGAUUACAGACAACGGGACAGGUGAAACUAAGUAAAAGCUUGUAAAAUAACACUACAGGUGUCAAUAUUGUUAAAAAAAAACUUCUAAAACAGAGACACCACCAUUUUGUCCACUAAUAAUGCAUGUGCUAUACCAUAUAUUUCAUCCAAGCUUUUAACAACGGUGCAGCAUGAUGGUAUUAUUUAAAAAAAGUUGGUAAGUCCCCUUCAUGUACUAAAAAUGUAAUUAAAUCCAUCAUAUUGAACCUUUUCGCAUAUGUGUAUCAAUACUUUUAGCAAUUAUACAUUUUUUAUUUUUUUAUAUUGACACAUGUAUUUUUAUUUUUUAUUUUGACAACUCGAAAAUUUAUUGAUUUAUUUGCAAACGUUACUAACUGACGUGUGCACAAAAUGCCUCCUCGAGUGUGAUGUAUACUGGUAAUAUUGAACUCAUAUAAAAAAAAACAUCUAGGCCCAAAGUCCAGACAGGAAAAUGUCGAGAGCGUUUGUAAUUAUGGCGACAUUGGUGGCUACGGCUCUGGCUUACCCUGGUGGCGGUAGCUUCGGUGACUACGGAAGUCACGGACAUGGCGAUCACUACGAUGAUGGCCAUCACGAUGGCCACUACGAUGGCCACGGCCAGGGCCACGAUGGUUUCGGAGGCGGCCACGGAAGCUAUGGCCACGGAGACUACGGCCACGACAGCCAUGGCCACGGAGGUCAUGAAGGUUUUGGGGGCCACGACCAAUACGAUCAUUACGAUACCGGAUAUGGACAUUAUCAUUAACCUUUCUUGUGUGUAGAAUUGUGUAUGUAUAAUUAAAAUAGUGAUAGUGAACGACUUUAACUUAAACUAGCAAUAAAUUGUAGGAUAUUAAAAAUGUUUUAUUUGAAUCCUUCAAUCCAGGAGCCUCAAGAAUUAAAAGGAUAAUAUUAACAUUAGGAGCCCUUUGAAGGUAUGAAACCUGAAGGUAAUUAGGUAAACAUAGAUUUCAAAAUUAGCUUCCUGCAUGUUUUUUUUGGAAUUUAAUCAUAAUUAGAAUUACGUAUGCUUUUAAUUUAUAUUAUCUCUCGCGUCGAAUGAUGAUUUCUAUAACAGUUCCUUCAAAUGUUUUUCUCUUCAAUAGCUAACCCAACGAAUUAAUUAAUUUAAUUAGAUAAAUUAUUUAGGAAAUAUGUUUUUACCGUAUUGUUAUUUCCUAAAAGAUACAUGCCAAGUAAAUUAAUGUGCUAAACUUCUAAUAUAUAUCUACAUACAUUUACGUGACAGCUACCUGCUCCAUAUAAAAAUCAACUGUAAUAAAAAAUAUGUA